CCAACUUCAAAAAUUGCAAAAUGGCGUUAGAAAUUAGCAGUAAAAACAACGUCAUAAGUGAGAAAGAAAAUAAAGAGUCUAGUGAAAAUAAAAUCAUUGUACCAUCGUCAAAAUCUUCCCAGGGAAUAGUUAAAGACCCAAAUUUUGCUGUUGUUUGCUCUUUUAUUAAAAUAUUUGGACCAAUGCUGCACUUCAAAGAGCUUUCUAUUGCAACUCUCCAGCAUUUUUUUGACAAUCCAUCUGAAGAUAACCAUGAAGAUAUUCAAGCACUUUUCAUAAAAUUGUUACGAAGAGCUGGCUAUAGAGUAAUUCCAGAAAAGUGGGAAAAAGGCUUGCUGAAGUUUGUAAAAGAAUUUGAUGAGAAGAUAGCCUGGGACUUGCAUCAAUUUGGAUUUCAUAAACUUCUGGGUGCAGCAAAAUUGGCAAUUUUUAAACACUUACUUGAAUCUCAAUUUGACCACAAUGACAAAUUCAAGACUGCUGUCAACUGCGAUCUUUCACCAGUUGAUUUAAGACCUCACCCUUUGGGUAGUGAUAUUGAUGGUCUUAUAUACUGGUUUCAUGAGGAUGAAUUCUUGCAAAUCAGACUUUACUCAACAGAAGAAGAUGAAGUGGAUUGUGAAGCUUGGCAGGUUCUUGCAUGUGAAGUUGAAGAAAUAAUGGAUGUUAUAAAAUAUCUGGAAAUGAAAUCAAAAAAUAACCCCAAAGAUAUUGCACGGGAAAAGAAAGAAGAAAGAAAGAACAAACUGAAAAAAACAAAGAAAAAAAAAGGAAAACUGAGCAAAAAAGGGAAGUCAUUAAGUUGUGUUUCCGGUUCAGGCGAUGAUGAGAGCGAUGUUGAUGAUGAUAACCCUUGCGCAAGAUGUUUUUCAAGCGUUCAUCCUGAAUUGAUUCUUCUCUGUGACCAAUGCGAUGCUGCAUAUCAUACAGCGUGUUUACGUCCCCCACUUAUGAAUGUACCUGUUGGAGACUGGUUUUGUCCUUACUGUUGUACGUUAAUGCUUGUGGAAACGUUGAAAGGAAUUUACAGCAGGAUAUCCACUCGUAUUAAAGCUCGUAGCAGAGCCGCAAAUAGGCAAAAUGCUUGUGGUAUAAAUUUAUCCAACAUACGACAGUCAGGAAGAGUUAGGAAAACAGUCGAUUACACCUUCUCUGAUUUUGACCAGGAAAUUUUCGAAGCUGUUGACAGAUAUGGCAAAAAUAAAGGCAGACAUGAUCAAAUCCAGGCAGUUCCCGAGGCAGUGCGUCCUGUAAGACAGUCUAAACGUCGUCGAAUGCUGUGCAGCGACAGCGAUUCCGAUUCAAACUAUGAGCCUGGUAGUCCUAUGGUCAAUUCUCAAAUCCCUAAACAUCCUGAGCGACAUGUUUAUAUUAGACGUCAUGAAUUUUCAUUGGAGAAAGGUAGCAAUGGCAUAGAAUGUAACGAUAACAAAGGUUGUAAAAUCGACAAGAACGCUUGUAAUGCUGGUUUACAAAUUUUAAGAAAUGAUAAUUUUGGAUGCGCAACUUCUAUUACCGAAAUAGACAGAUAUGUAUCCACAGCUAUCGAUCGUAAGAUUACUUCAAAAACUGAAAUAUUGAAUGAAAAUGUGAAGUUCAAUGAAGACACGACAGAUAUUAUUGACUCAUUAGAGCUAGAAAAUUGUGUCAACGGGAAAACAACAGAAACUGACUGCAAAAUUAACAACGAUCAAUUAAGUUGUAAAUACAUAAAAUAACAAAGUGAUGUUUUAGUUUUGGUAAUCCAAUGUAAUUGUAAAUAUUUUUACUUGUAAACCAGGAAAAUAAAUAUGUUUAUUGAUGUUAUUUCGAGUUUUCGAC
Messenger RNA from Xenia sp. Carnegie-2017, 1821 nucleotides. RefSeq names its product remodeling and spacing factor 1-like. The record is from RefSeq and is a predicted model, not a curated record. Gene Ontology annotation, biological process: regulation of DNA-templated transcription. Gene Ontology annotation, cellular component: RSF complex. The transcript is spliced from 10 exons. Bases 21 to 1718 code for a protein of 565 amino acids. Lineage: Eukaryota; Metazoa; Cnidaria; Anthozoa; Malacalcyonacea; Xeniidae.